Molecule: messenger RNA, 1641 nt
Organism: Lachancea sp. 'fantastica'
Lineage: Eukaryota; Fungi; Ascomycota; Saccharomycetes; Saccharomycetales; Saccharomycetaceae
Source: the annotation of a GenBank genome assembly
AUGUCGACGUACCUCACAGCACCCACCCUCGCUCCAAUGACCUCUGCUGGUCCAGAAACCCGUCAUUCUUCAGCAAUCCGUCGCAAACGUUCAUUCGAUGACCUGCUUUUACCAUCACUACCCCUCGAGCCCGCACAGUACUGCUAUCAUGACUCCACCUACCUAGCGGGAAAUCCUUCUUUUGAAGCCCGCGCUGAUCACAAAAGGGCUCGUACCGCGCCUGCUUCGCCCGUUGGAGUCUUCACCAAUCUGACCCCCAAGGCAUCGCCUCUCUCAGCCAAAGCCACCAUCAAUUGUGCUCCUCUAGCCGCUCCACCCUCGAAAUUCAGCGCUGGUGACAAUUCUGCAUCGCAAUCGCAGCAAGUCUCUAAUAGCCAGCGCUAUGGUCCAUCAACCUCGGCGUCUAUCUCGAAAGAAUCGUUCUAUACAUCGUCCUUGAGCCUGGCCUCUAUCACUCAUAGGAACAACGAAGAUUCAGAAAGCGAUGAGAACCCAAAUAUUACUCAAACAAACAACUGCGCUCCCCUCCCAUCAUUGAAACACCUGCAAUUGUUACCGAAUCCCAAAAUUCAAGAAAACGCUUAUCGAUACCCAGACACAUCUGAGAAAACUCCACUCUGGAGAGAAAGUCUAGUGAGUUGGUGUAAAAGUGAAAAGUACAACGAUUAUCUCCAGAUUAACAAAGAGCUUCACGAAGUUUCGUCCUAUCCGGCUACAGGACUGAACAUUCUAGCAAGCGUUGCAUUCAUGUCUCAAAAAAUACCCUCCCUUCUCAAUGCCCGCGACGAAUUUUCCGGAUUAUCGAACUGUGCAUCGCUGCAUGGUGUCGUAACACCACCUAUGAGCCCUCGUAGCGCGAAUUCGACGACAAGAAGCUCACCAGUGUUCACACCAGCUAUCAGCGACAAAUUGGUACAAACCGUUAAGGAAAAGCGCACCAAGGCUCACAAGAAAACCAACAGCUUCAAGGCACGGGAAAUGAAAAAGUUGCUGAAUGACAGAGAUAUCUUGUCCUUGGACUCGAAGGGGAAAGUCUCCAAAGUUAGACAGAGUAGAGCGCGCAGCGCGCCUUCCUCGCCACAGCAAUUCGUGAUUAAGUUAGACGCCUUGACGUCUCCGAAAAGUAUCACGAAAAGCUCGCCCAAAGAAGUCUCUGGUGGCCAGAAAAUUCUGGGCACAGAUUCGUCACCUCCACGCAGCAGAACUCCGCCAAGAACUCAUGUAUUCAUGCUCAACGAACCACGGACCCCAAAUACAAGCUCAUCGCUCAACAGCGUUCAUGCCGAUUCCGCCACGACGUACAGUUCUUCCUCCGACACACCCGUCGUUGCGAACAGGAAACUGUCAUCACCGAAGCGUUCAGCGGUACGGACCUGCAUUUCAUGCCACGCAACAGACUCGCCUUGCUGGAGGCCCUCUUGGACAAACAGGAAGCAAGACCAAUUGUGCAACUCUUGUGGUCUUCGCUACAAAAAGACACAGACAAGAUGCCUCAAUGACAGUUGUCGAAAGAUACCUUCCAAGGGCGAACUUGCAAUCAUGAAGGCAAAUGGCAGCCUGACCCGAAUCAGUCCGGACGGCUCGAUAACAAGAGGUCUAGGCUGCCUAUUUUGCAAUAGCAUAGUUGAGAUCAAGGAAUGA